Molecule: messenger RNA, 811 nt
Organism: Triticum urartu
Lineage: Eukaryota; Viridiplantae; Streptophyta; Magnoliopsida; Poales; Poaceae
Product: putative gamma-glutamylcyclotransferase At3g02910
Cellular component (GO): cytosol
Molecular function (GO): gamma-glutamylaminecyclotransferase activity
Source: RefSeq, a predicted model, not a curated record
AGUUGCUUUCGGUUUUUCCGAGUUGUUACGGAAGUGCUGCGCGAGAGCCGACUGGCCGGGGAACAGAAGGGCUCCGAGGCAAUAAUGGAGGCGGCGUCGGCGGAGACGGCGACGAUGGUGUUCGUGUACGGCACCCUGAAGCGCGGGUUUCCCAAUCACCCCCGCCUGGCUGCCUUCGACUGCCCCUUCGCCGGCGCGGCCACCACCGCCGCCCCAGCCUCCCUCGUCAUCGGGCCCUACUCCGUUCCCUUCCUCCUACCUGCCCCGACUCCGUCCUCCGGCCGUCUGGUCUCCGGCGAGCUCUACUCCGCGUCUCCCAGCGCCCUCGCCGACCUCGACUUGCUAGAGGGCACUCACCUCGGCGUCUACGAGCGCCGGCGGAUCACCGUCGUGGUUGACGGGACGAGCAAAGAGGUGGAGGCAGAGGCUUACUUUGCGAACGCGAGCUACGCGGAGGCCCUGUGGCUGCGCUGCGGCGGCGAGGCGGCCGAGAUCGCGGAGUACACCAUGGAGCACGCGGGCAGGUACGUCCCGCCCAGUGGCCGCUCUCCCGGCGUCUCCGGGCUCAUGGAUGCCGUCCGUGCCUUCCUCGCCACUGCUCCGCCAGAAAAUUGAACUGUUGUCCUCUUUCCUUCCGAUCAUUCUCUGAAUGAAUUGAAGAAUAAAAUGCUCCGUAGCAUCCAGUACACACCUAUAUUUAUCCAUUACUACAUUCAUACCGAUUUCUUAAUUGUGAAUACGUACUUUUUAUUUGGAGAAGUUGCUGCUUGAGUAAAGAUGCUUGGAGAGCAUCUACGCAUUGAGAUUUGUA